AUGUCUUUGUACCAUGAGGUGCUAGAUCCGCUUAAAGGUCGCAGUGCCGUGGCUUCUAUAGCGCUUCCGGCUGGCUCUCGUGUCCUCCAAACGUUUGCGACAAGUGCCGUGUCUUCUCCUUCUUCUUGUGGCUCGUGUUUCGUGUCCCAAGUCUCUCUUUCCCGUUGUGCAGGCUGCCGGAUAGCUUGCUACUGCUCUCGUCGGUGUCAACAGCUUGAUUGGCCUCAACAUCGUUGGGAAUGUCAAGCCUGGCGCUCGAUUCCAGCUGCCCACGCUUCACCCACGUUGUUGCUGGUCACUCGACUCGCUUUCAAGCUGUUUCGGAGCUCUAAGAUUACUGAAGAAGCGAGGAAUGCAGUGCUGAAGCUGUGUCAUCAUUUACUCGACCACUCGGGAGAGAAGCGUCAAGUGUUUGACGAUAUGACGCAGUUGGUGCUGCUGCUUUUGUCACGAUACAAAGCGUCUGCGAAGCAGCAGAUUCCGAGCUUUGACGAGCUUGAAAACGAUCUGAAGACGGAGAUCCUGAAGCUGUUUGGACGCGUCAAUUGCAACGCUUUCUCGAUAGCAAAUAGCGUGACAAAUGAGUCACUGGGCAUCGGACUGUUCCCUGAAGGCGCGUUGUUCAAUCAUGACUGUGAUCCGAAUAGUAUUGUGAGUUUCAAGGGACGAGAGAUGCUCGUGCAUGUGGUGAAAGAUGUUGCAGCAGGACAAGAGAUCACAGUCUCGUACGUGGAGUUGCUACAAUCGACACAGGCGAGACGAAGCGAAUUGAAAAAGUCGUACUUCUUCGACUGUGAGUGUGCACGGUGUCAAGCAGCCUUAGAGGAGGAAGCGGGCAGUGUGAAGGAUGAGUGGUAUCUGGAUGGCUUGGUGUGCACCCACAAGGAAGGCGGGGUAUGUGGAGGUGUUGUCGUGGUGGAAAAGACACUGGAUUGUACCGUUGGCUGUGCAGUGUGUAAAUUGUGCGGUCGCGAGCGAGAUGGAAGGGAGAUUGAUCGAUGUGAGAAGCUGCUGAAGAGCUUUGAAGCGCUCGGUGUUGAUUCAGAGCAGCGAAAGUGGGAGGCGUAUCAACAAAAGUGGAAACUCGUGACGCAGCAGCUUCAGCUACACCCACGGAAUGCCCGCGUAGCUGCAAUGGCUCGCGAAAUUGGCAACUUUCUGUGUGGAGCGACGUCUUCGGAGUUGCGACGCCUGGCCUUGCCAUUCUUUGUAGCAGAGCUGCAUGCAGUCGAGUGGUUGCUGCCGAAGACGAAGCUUCCGUCACGAGGGCUCCUGCAUUUCCAAAUCGGGAAACUGAUGUUUGAGGAGGUGGAGUCAUUGACUGGUACUUUGUCCCGCGCGGAUCAAGUUGACCGACUUGAAAGCGCUGCAAAGCAUCUCCACAAGUCUCUAUCUAUACUGACGUUCGCUUACGGAAGCGAUAGUACUGCCGUCCAAUCUGCACAGCUGCUCCUCGAUGAAAUGCAACGCUCAUCCCAUCAGCUUCUCUAG
This is a messenger RNA of Peronospora matthiolae, 1491 nucleotides long. The record is from the annotation of a GenBank genome assembly. NCBI's taxonomy places the organism in Eukaryota, Oomycota, Peronosporomycetes, Peronosporales, Peronosporaceae.